Messenger RNA from Onychostoma macrolepis, 2054 nucleotides. It is a transcript of the gene nkiras1, whose product is annotated as NFKB inhibitor interacting Ras-like 1. The record is from RefSeq and is a predicted model, not a curated record. Gene Ontology annotation, biological process: canonical NF-kappaB signal transduction. The transcript is spliced from 4 exons. Gene Ontology annotation, molecular function: GTP binding; GTPase activity. NCBI's taxonomy places the organism in Eukaryota, Metazoa, Chordata, Actinopteri, Cypriniformes, Cyprinidae. The coding region runs from base 513 to 1091 and encodes 192 amino acids.
AGUUGACACUUUCUUACAAGUUGCAUCUAAAACUAUUAUACACUGUAUUUUAUUCAUUGCAUGUGUGUAGAUUUAUCAGAAGUCAGAAAGCUUCAUUGCCAAGUAUGUCUGCACAUACAAGGAAUCUGUUUUAGUGUCACAAGCUUCCAGUAACGUACACAGAGACGACACAGAUAAUAAAAAUAAGAUGUGAAUAACAUACACAUGCAUAAAUAUAAAUGAACCACAAAAAAAGACAAAACCGAAUAUGAACAGAAUAAAAAAUAAAGCUGUAGGAAUGCAGGGUGACAAGUAUAAGGUCCCUAUUUCAGUCUUAAAACUACAUGGAACUUAUACAUUUUUAAUACUACAAAUCACAAGACCGUUUUUAAUUAAUUAACGAAGGCAAAAAAAAAAAAGUUCUGCACUUCAUCUUAAACGGCCAGAUACACUUUAACUUGUCCGUGUAGCUUUUUAUCAACAAGCACAACACGGCAGGUCACAGACAUCGCUUCUAAUAAGCAGCAGUGAUUAUGGGGAAGGGCUGUAAGGUGGUGGUGUGUGGGAUGGCGUCUGUGGGGAAAACAGCCAUCCUGGAGCAGUUACUGUACGGCUCUCACACUGUAGGUGCAGAGACAAACGACACUCAGGAGGACAUAUACGUGGCGUCUGUGGAGACGGACCGCGGCGUGAGGGAGCAGUUACGCCUGUACGACACUCGAGGUCUGCGAGAGGGGCUGGAUUUACCCAAACACUUCUUCUCAGUGGCUGACGGAUUCGUGCUGGUCUACAGCGUCGACAGCCUGGAGUCCUUCAGAAAAGUCGAGCUCUUGAAGAAGGAGAUAGACAAGUCCAGAGACAAAAAAGAGGUGAUGGUGAUGGUGCUGGGGAAUAAGUGUGACCUGCGCGAGCGGAGGCAGGUGGAUCAGGACGCGGCGCAGCAGUGGGCGCGCGGAGAGAAGCUCAAACUCUGGGAGGUGACGGUCACGGACCGAAGCUCUUUAAUCGAGCCCUUCACCAGCCUCACCAGCCGCCUCACUCAGCCACAGAGCAAGUCUGCCUUCCCUCUGCCCGGCCGCAAGAGCAAGGGCACGCCAUCCAACGACAUCUGAGCGCCGCCGUCUGCACUUCAGAAGAGGUUAGCCAGGACUAGAUCUAUUUACACUCAGAAAUAAAUGCACUAAUCCUUUCUUUAGUUGCAUUUGUGCUCACUGAUGGGAAAACGGUUGAACAUGUGAUGCACAACACUCACGGAGAUCCUGCUGCACAGAGGUCACUGUGCUCGGCUCACUAUAGCCUGUCAAUCACAGAAGCUAAGAAUUACUUUCUUUUUUUGUCAUCAGGCUGCAAUGAAUGACUAGUCAGGCAAAUCACCAAAAUGAAUAAGAAUAAAAAAUUUUGACAUGUUUUUGGACAGGAUUGCAAAAGAUUUCAUUCUCAUUAGCACAGUUCUUCCAGAUUUCUGACACUCAUCAUUACGGUUCUUAUUAAUUCAAUAAAAAUACUGUAUUUUACAAUUGAAAUGUUAUAGAAAUCUGUCUUUUUACAUUAUAGGCUUCAUAAAUAAUUUAUUUUGUGAUUGAAUAUGACCUGGACAUGAGAAUCAAUAGUUGCAUUUAUAUAAAAUGAUCUAAUGGUACAGUAGAGAGAAAAUGGACCAUUUAAGUGCUUCUUGUGUGAACUUCAGUCAAGAACUGGCAUGAAGUGCUUUAAGAUGGCAGUUAAUAAAAAUACAGCAACACUGUUAUGUUGAAGUCAUAUAGUGUGUAUGAUGAUGUCUUCCAGCAUUAUUUCCAAAACUAACUAUAAUCUUAGAUCAGCUGUUCUUUCCAUUUCAUCUCAAAGCAUUAGAAACCCAAAGCUAUAAUGGUGUAGUCAGUGAGAUGAAGCCUGUAGGCGGUUGCUGUAAACGCCUGAACUCUAUAGUGCUCAGGAAAACACGGAUAUUAGUGAAAUCCUUGUCUUAGUAGCGUGUUCGAAUCUAUACGAAAGAUAUUUAAACAAAGACAUACUGUGUUUACUCGCCAUGUAAUGACAGAUUUAACCAAAUAAAUGUUUAUUGACUAGAUGGACUG